Molecule: messenger RNA, 3786 nt
Organism: Thunnus maccoyii (southern bluefin tuna)
Lineage: Eukaryota; Metazoa; Chordata; Actinopteri; Scombriformes; Scombridae
Exons: 3
Coding region: 1-3165 (1054 amino acids)
Molecular function (GO): phosphatase binding
Source: RefSeq, a predicted model, not a curated record
AUGGAUGGAAGGAGGGAGAGUAUGGGCAGGGAUCUCAAGACAGACAUGUCCUGGCUGAGAGAAAAAGAGAAAGAGACUGCAAAGGAGAAAGAGAGACCAUGUGGCCAGGCGACGGUCAUUAAAGAUGACAGGAAGGACAGCUUGGAUGAUAACGUGUUUGUUGAAAGAGGAGGGAGGGUCAGCCAGCUGCUGAGUAAAUUCGGAGAACACCCAAAACCUCCAUCUCGAUCCAAAAGUUCAGACAACUUCCUCAGGCCUGGGAGGAGAAAAUAUUCAGAUCACAAUGACCAACAAUCUGAGGAGAGGAGGGCAGACAGGAGGAAUAUGCUGAUGAAAGGUUUGCCAAAACGUUCAUUUAGCUUCUCAGAUCGAGUCAUCAGUGCGAAGGAGAAUGGUUUAGAUGAAGAUGGGUAUUAUGAGCGGAAAACGCGUGAGAGGAUACAUUCAGACAAGAGAGUGGCGCCGUGGGUGGAUAUAGCAGGCUUAAAGAAGGAAACGACAGCAAAGCUCAAACUAGGGUAUUCACGGCUUUUAGAUAAAGACAGGUUUGGAAAGCAAAGAGAUGGACACUUAAAAAAUGAGGAUGCCAAGGCAGAAACGUGCAUCCAACACAGGAACGAAGUUAAGAAAGUAGAGCCUGUUGACAAGAGGGCCGCAGAGAAGGCAAUUGAUGCAGAUGGAGAUGAGGGGUUCACGGUGGCAUCCGUUAAAAACACAGAAGGAAUCUCAUUUGCUAGAAGAGUACCAAUCAGACAGGAUGGGAAAGCCAGAGCAGCUGAAAGAGAGGUCAAGAGAUUGAGUUUGGAAAAGGAGGUGAAUGUAGAGAAAGAUUCAGACGCAGGACAGAUUGAGGCAGAAGUUUGUGACAAAAAGGUGUCCGAGGCAUUAGAAAGCACAGUCCCAGCAGAAACUCUGCAGAAUUAUGUCAAAGAUACAUCGGCAGAGCCAGCCAUUUCGUGUGACACUGCUGAGAGUCACAACAGACAUGCAUCAGCUUUCACGGAGUGCUCUAGUCUACUCUGCCAAGUAGCAGAGAAAGGGGCAGAAUGGAGGGGUACAGGGCCACCAGGACCUCACCAAAUUCAUUCAGUUUUGUCCCAGCACACAGAGGAUCUUAUCAGUAAAAUAGAAAAAAUAGGAGAUACAACUGUUUACAGCAACGAGAAAAGAGAAAGGGCUUACGGGGCUGCUUAUGAAAUAACUAAAGAGAGUAAACAGGAGGGACAGGCUUACAGCGAGAACCUCCUUCAUGACAUCACCCCUAGAUCUCCAAAAAAGAUCGCCCCAAUGGGGAUCCCUCCAGGUCCACUGGAGAUUCAAAUCCCCAGGGCUGUGUUUUACGUUGGAGAGGAAAUGUCGGAGAAAAGACAGAUCGCCGGUCAAAGCGAAGACGGGCAAGACUGGGAAGGAGGGCGAGGGGUGGAGAGGAGGGAUAGCUGGAGAAUCGGAAAGCCCUUGAGCCGCAUCGAGUCCCUACGAGAGAAAAUUAGACAAAGAGAGCUGGAGAGGCUGAGACAAAGAGAGGCACAGGAUGGGGAUGGGAGCGAGGGCACAGAGAUCACUGAUGCUCAGGCAGCAGGGGACAGGUAUGAAGAUGAGGGAACUGAGAUAGAGUGGGAAGCUGCAGCUCAUAAGCGAAAGAGGAUGGUUGAAACAGAGGGACAGGAAGACACAGCAGCACAGACAUCCGUGACUGCUUUUGACGUCACGCAGGAAGUCAGCAUGUUGAAAACCUGCCCUCAGCUUCCUGUUUCUGUCCCACACUCACAAGGCGUCAGAGGAGAGGAAGUAACAAGCAGCUUCGCCACUGCUGCUGCCGAAGUUACCUCUGACAGGUUCCAAACAUCUGAGGAUGAAGAUGACCCCCUGGAACAUGAGGAGGACCAGCUGAGGCACCACAGGAGCCAACACGAGAGCAGAGAAGAAGAUAGUGAGGAGGAGGAAAGGGAGCUCUCAGAGGAAGAAGAGGAGGAAUAUACAUCACCUGUUGAUCCUGCACAAUCUCUUGCCCCUUCGCCACCGCAUCCCAACUCUCUCGCAGCCAUGAGCCGGAUCUACAACUUGGAAACGGUUGGUUCGAGGUCAGGCUUGUGUCUUAGGGAAAAGCCUGUCGACAUGUCAUCAGUGCACCUUGUUAAAGUGAAGCCCCACAUAUCAAACGCACAACAGGGGGAUAGCAAAGGACUCUCAGGUGAAAACAUUUGUGGGGUUCAGAAGAUACAACGCCAGAUAGAGCAGUUUCAGCUGAAAGAGCAGGAGGCGUUGAAGUCUCAUCAUGUUGCUUCUACAUCGCCAAAAACUCCUCAUAAGGACAGAGAGGCAAAGGGGCAGCAAAGCCCCAGAGCAGCGUUGAAGCACCAGGUAAAGGAUGAUGUCAAGAUCCAGAAGAAGGAUCAAGAAACAUCAGAAACGAACCCCAAAGUGUCUCCACAGCACGUUUGUUCUCCAACGUCUCAGCUCAAACUAUCUAACCAAACUAUCACCAUCAAUCCCUCAAUCGUCAGGAGCCAAUCCCCGGACAUUUCUCUGAAACCCUCCAAUUGCGCCCCAACUCCUGCCUCCUCCCCGUGCUCUCCGUCUCCCGCCCCGUCUCCCAGUGUCUCUCCAUCUCCCACACCAUCACCCACGCUCUUCUCCAUCAGGAGUGCCUCUGGUGGACAAGUGAGGAGAGGUGCCACCAUUACAAUCACCCCAAAAAAGCCUGCUGGAGGGGGAGGAGGAGUAGGAGGAGGAGGAGGAAGAGUGGCAGGAUCUACAACUGGGUCCACAACCUCAAAAACACCACAGCAGCAGGCCCAGACGGCCUCCACUGUGGCUGAGCCGGCGAAGAAGAGGUACCCAACAGUGGAGGACAUUGUGGUGAUUGGUGGAUAUCAGAAUCUGGAAAAAUCUUGUCUGGUCAAGAACAAAGGGACCCCGAAAAGGGGGAAAGUGUGUUUCGAUGAGGACCAGCUGGAGCAGGUGUGUGAGUAUCCAUCAGAGACCUCCAUGCUGGCGUCUACACCCUUCCCUCAUGACCAGGGGAAGAUCGACAGAACGCAGGCAGAGGAGGCGCAGGAGGAGGAAGCGUUAGUGGAGGGAGGAGCGACGUUGUCCAAGAGCACGAGGAAUGUCGGGGUCGGAACGGGACGGGGUCUAAGAGUGGAUGAGUCAGGCCCCCGGUAGAAGCCAGUCACCUCGCCAAAAUUUCCCAUGUGACGAGAUCAGCAACCAUUUUGUUGAACAAAUAUUAUCUGAUUUUUUUUAUUAUCAUGUUUUGUUUCAUGUGAAUCGCUGUAUGGAGCGUUGAAGUGAGUGUUUGUAAUCCUUUGUGGUGUUUUGUUUAAUAUUUAGUAUCAGGGCGAAUGAGUGUGCAGAAGGAAAUGUACAGAACAGUUUGGUUUAUGCAGUUAAUAAAAGAGACAUAAUUGUGUUUACUGGGGGAAAAUAUCACCUAGUUUAAUUUUCAGGGACUAAUGUGAAUGUAUAAUUACGGUACGUAUUGUAAAAGACCUGCAGGUGUGUUCUGUUGGGUGCUAAAAGAUCACUUAUCUAUGCAAUAUAAAGAGACUAUAAUGAGACUGAUAAGAUUCUACUUUCUAGUUGAUGCAUUUGAUAGUUUCUUAUAUGUCAUUUACUUUCUCAGUGUAAGUGAGCACAGAAGAGUGAUGUUUAUGUCAUCUGGUUUCAUGUGCCUGCUGGAUUUGCCCACACAGAUGAUAUGAAGAUCGGUUAAAGGACAGGUUCACAAUUUUUCAAGUCUGUCGUAAAACAACAGUCAGGUGUCCAAAUGAACACUGAAAGAAG